Messenger RNA from Symbiodinium natans, 2010 nucleotides. The record is from the annotation of a GenBank genome assembly. NCBI's taxonomy places the organism in Eukaryota, Dinophyceae, Suessiales, Symbiodiniaceae.
AUGCGACGUGUGCCGCGAGACACAUGCGAUCCCUUUGGCGCCACGCCGUUGCACAAUGCAUGCUUAGCCCGACGUCCUGCCGGACGAGAAGGGAUGAUAAAGAAAUUGCUCGAUGAUGGCCACUCAGCGAAGAAGAAGGAUGCCGCUGGUAUGACCCCUUUGCACAACCUUUGCAGAACAGUGGGAAGGAGUGUUUCGGAGUUGGCUUCCUGUGCCUCGCACCUUCUUCAAGCCCGCGCAGAUGCCAAUGCUAGGGACAAGUGCGGGAGAUCACCGUUAAUGUUACUAUGUGCCAAUGAGAGCGCACUUCCACCCAUGCUUGGCACGUUGCUCGGGCACCGUGCCAAUGUUAAUGCCCGUGACAAGCGUGGGAAGUCUCCUCUUCACACCCUUUGUGCUAACGAGAAGGUAUCAUCUGAGAUGAUUACGGUGCUCCUCGAGAGCCGUGCUGAUGCAAACCAGCAGUCAAAUCAGCUUGUGUCUCCCCUUCAUGACCUUUGCGCAAACUGGUCUUUGCCACCAGCCCAUGUCCUUCUUCAAGCCCGAGCAGAUGUGAACGCAGUCAGCAAGAUGGGGACGACGCCUCUCCACGAGCUGUGCGCCAACAUCGGUGACUACCAGUGCAGGGAUGGAGUCCACCACGUGCAGCAGUUGCUGGAGACCCGGGCAGAUGUGAACAAGCUGAAUGACGAAGGGCAGCGGCCUUGCGAGCUUCUUUGCUUUAACUUCUUUCAGAAUGGGGAUAGCCCUACGGGGCCACUCUGCCCUGAGGUGUUAGACUCUGCUCUCGCUCCACUCCUUUCUGCGGAAGUGUCACAGCUGCGCAACACAAGCUUUCAAGCGAAGGCAGAGUGGUUCCGGGGUGUUCUGGACAUGCUUCUAGUAUCCUCAUUGCCACCCUAUCCAGAAUUCGAUCUUGCACAUUUAGAGGUUCACCGAGACCACGUGCUCCAAUCCAUGUGCCCGCAAUUGGAGCAGUUGACCCCUCACCUCGAAGAGAUCGGUUUCGACUUUGAGACGGGACAAGGUUCGGGGCUCACUCGGGAGCUCUUUGUGGUUUUCUCCUCUGAGAUGGCAAAUGAGAACUACAACCUGUUCGUGUGCACCGACACUGAUCCUCCCAGACUGUCCUUGUCACCACGCCCCUGCGUGAACGAGUAUCGCAACUCCUACUUGCAGCUGAUCGGCAAGAUGAUCGGAUUUGCGCUGUUGAAGGAGCAGCACCUUCCUGUGCACUUUGCGAAGCCAUUCCUUAAGGAGCUCCUCGACGUGGACUUCUCCUUCGAGGACCUGCUAGACUUCGACCCCGACCUUUACAAGCGUCUUGUGCAUCUACGUACAUACGACGAGGAGACAGUGAAUCAGUUGGGCCUCAACUUCUCCUUGGAUGAUGCCUACUUCGGGAAGAGACGAAAGGUCAACCUACUGUUAGGUGGUGAAGACAUCCCUGUCACAAAGGGUAACUUGGAGGUGUACCUACGCCUCUAUGCGCAGCACAGGAUGAAGUCAGACGAGAAGGCGCUCAGCAGCCUGAAGCGCGGGUUUCAUGACUUCUGCCCACCAGCCCUCAUUCAGGCAGCCCGAAGGUUCUUGACCAUCGAGGACUUUGACAAACUACUGUCAGGUGUGGAAGAAAUUGACGUUGAUGACUGGCAGAAACACACACGCUACGACAGCAAAGGUACACCGCGGACGAAAGUCGUGAGGUGGUUCUGGGAGGCUGUUAGAGCCAUGUCCUUGCAGCAGAGGAAGCAGCUACUUCGCUUUGCAACCGGACGAACCAGUGCCCCCAUCGGUGGCUUCAAGCUCAUGAAGUCCGAAGAUGAGCACAUUCCUUUCACCAUUGCGCUGAAAGAGGGGCCCGUAGAGGCCAAGGUCAGAAGCUUCUAUCCGACAGCAGCAACAUGCUCGAAUCUCCUGCAGCUGCCACGCUACAAGAGCAAGGCAGAUCUGGAGAAGUAUCUUUCGGCGGCCAUUAAGGAACAGAUGAUGGCCUUUGCAGAGGCAUGA